This is a messenger RNA of Penicillium soppii, 867 nucleotides long. RefSeq names its product 3-hydroxyacyl-CoA dehydrogenase family protein. The record is from RefSeq and is a predicted model, not a curated record. Gene Ontology annotation, molecular function: NAD+ binding; oxidoreductase activity, acting on the CH-OH group of donors, NAD or NADP as acceptor. Gene Ontology annotation, biological process: fatty acid metabolic process. The transcript is spliced from 6 exons. The coding region runs from base 1 to 867 and encodes 288 amino acids. NCBI's taxonomy places the organism in Eukaryota, Fungi, Ascomycota, Eurotiomycetes, Eurotiales, Aspergillaceae.
AUGCAAGUCGUUCGAAAGCCUCAGGGGUCUGUGGUCAUUAUCGGAGCUGGUACACAGGGAAGAAGACUGGCCUACAUGUGGUCAAGCAAAGGUGGCACUGUCGCUCUAGUCGAUCUUCAGGAGCAACAGCUCCGAGACGGAUUGCAAUACGUGCAACAAUUGCGGGAGGAAGCAAAAGACCAUGAUGGAGAUUGGGGAGCAGUUGAAGUAUCACAACCUGCUGCAUUGGAAUCUACGCUGAAAGACGCGUGGCUUGUUGUCGAGUGUGUGCCUGAGAAUUUGAAGUUGAAGCAAAAGGUUAUCACUCAGCUUGAUGACCUGGCUCCUGAAAGAACCAUCAUUGCGUCAAACUCUAGUAGUUAUGGAAUAUUUGAAAUCCUCGAGGGAUUAAACUUGAAGAACAACAAGAGGGUUAUGAGCGCACACUGCUAUUGGCCACCAGAAACUUCAGCCAUCGAAAUCAUGGGUCACAAGGAUAGCGAUCCGAAACUCAUUGACCUUGUCCUAGAACAAUGCAAAGAACAUGGAUUCUCGCCUUUCCAUGUCAGGCAACCCUCUAUCGGCUACAUAUACAACAGGAUUUGGGCCGCUAUCAAGCGCGAAACCCUUUUAACCCUAUCCGAGGGCGUUGCGACACCCAAAGAAAUUGAUGCAAUCUUCAAGGACGUUUUGAAAACACCCAAGGGCCCAUGUGAGCAGAUGGAUGUGGUGGGUCUGGAUGUUGUUCUGGACAUUGAGAAUCACUAUGCGGAAUCGCGAAAUGGAAUUCCCACAGAGCCGAGAGAUUAUCUUCAAAAUAUGAUUCAAGGGGGACAUCUUGGUGUGAAAAAUGGCCAAGGGUUUUAUGACUACGAUCAAGAAAGGUAA